GGCCAUGGCGUCGCUACGCACCGCCAGCCCCACGGUGAGGAACUACUUCAAGGACAACGGCAUUCCUCAGGUCUGCGAGGCGCUGUUAUGUGGUCUACUUGUCAUGUGCCCUAACGACCCCCUGAAAUAUUUAGAGCAAAUGAUUAUGUACAUAAUGGAAAAUGGACUUGAAAGUCUUACUUGGGACGAGUGCAUUGAUCCAGCCAUGAGACCAAAAAUCCAAAGAUUAUCCGAAACUUACUUGGAGAAACUUUUCGGACUGGAUGAUCAGUUGGUGACUCCAGAACUGAUGAUAAAAGCAUGUACCUUUUACACUCGAAAUUUAGUAAAAACUCACUUCUGCAUUUGGAGGGAUAUAGCCAUACCUCAUGUGAAUGAAGAUGAAAUUCUGGCUGAAAAGAUGGAAAAAGCAAUAGCACAUUAUAACUGCAAACUUCAGAAAUCUACAUUAUUUUCCUGGCACGUUUUUGUAGAAAAUCAAAGAAGAAAAUUGAAAGAAGUACUCCUGCGGGUUCAACAGCUGCUGUAUUGUCACAAGCUAAAAGUUAUUCUAAGAAACUGGCGGGAUAAAGCAAGACACAAGGCUAAAAAGAGAGAAGAUGAGCUGAUACUAAAACACGAACGGCAGCUGAGAAGAUGGAAAAGUAGAUUGAAAUUGAAAAUCAACGAUGAAAGAAUCAGUUCACCAGAACUAAGUUCGUCCGAAGCCUCUUUGUUAGGGGACGUUCCAGAAUGUGACAUUGCACUGUUACCCGAAAGAGCAUUAUUACAGAUCUUCUCCUAUCUCAGCUUAAAAGAUAUGGUAAUCUGUAGUCAAGUUUGUCGUACCUGGAUGCUGAUGACACAGAUAAGCUCCCUGUGGAACACUAUUGAUUUUUCCGUGGUGAAAAAUGUGAUUGCAGAUAGAGAUAUCGUGUCUACACUGAAUAGGUGGCGUCUGAAUGUGCUGCGUUUGAAUUUCCGUGGUUGCCUUCUCCGACCAAGAACUCUGAGAGCGAUCGGCUACUGCAGGAACUUGCAGGAGUUGAAUGUCUCUGACUGCUCGACCCUCACCGAUGAAUUAAUGAGGUCUAUUUCUGAGGGCUGCCCGGGGGUGCUCUAUCUCAACCUGUCCAACACGACCAUCACCAACAGGACCAUGCGCCUCCUGCCAAGGAACUUCUACAACUUACAGAACCUCAACUUGGCGUAUUGCCGCAAGUUCACAGACAAAGGAUUACAGUACCUGAGUUUAGGGAACGGAUGCCACAAACUCAUCUAUCUGGACCUGUCCGGCUGCACCCAGAUUUCAGUUCAAGGCUUCAGGAACAUUGCUAGCAGUUGCAGUGGGAUCAUGCAUCUAACCAUCAAUGAUAUGCCGACGCUGACGGACAACUGUGUCAAAGCUUUGGUGGAGAAGUGCCCGUCCAUCACGUCCGUGACGUUCAUGGGUUCGCCGCACAUCUCUGAUUGCGCCUUCAAAGCGCUCACCGCUUGCAACCUCAGGAAGAUCCGAUUUGAAGGAAAUAAGAGGAUCACUGAUGCCUGCUUCAAGUCCAUAGACAAGAAUUACCCAGAUAUCAGUCACAUUUACAUGUCAGACUGCAAGGGGAUCACCGAUAGUAGCCUCAGAUCGCUCGCAACUUUGAAGCAACUCACUGUGUUGAACUUGGCUAACUGUGUAAGGAUCGGCGAUGUGGGACUCAGGCAUUUUCUCGAUGGUCCCGUAAGCCAAAGGCUGAGGGAAUUAAAUCUGAACCACUGCGUGCACGUGGGAGAUGACUCUGUCAUCAGAUUCGCAGAGCGCUGCCCUAACUUGAAUUACUUGAGUUUACGGAAUUGCGAGCACCUGACGGAUCUAGGCAUUGAGAAUAUUGUAAAUAUCUUUUCCUUGAUAUCGGUGGAUCUGUCUGGAACAGUCAUCUCUAACGAGGGUUUGAUACUGCUUUCCAGACACAAAAAACUGAAGGAACUUUCUCUAUCUGACUGUAGCAAAUUCACAGAUGUUGGAAUUCAGAUUUUCUGCAAAAGCUCACGAAACUUGGAACACUUGGAUGUCUCUUAUUGCCCCCAGCUGUCAGAUGAGAUUAUCAAAGCAUUGGCCAUUUACUGUGUCAACCUCACAUCUCUCAAUAUUGCUGGCUGUCCUAAGAUCACUGACUUCGCGAUGGAGAUGCUGUCAGCGAAAUGCCACUACCUGCACAUUUUGGACAUCUCUGGGUGCAUCCUGCUUACUGACCAAGUCCUUGAGGAUCUUCAGCUGGGCUGCAAACAACUCCGGAUCCUGAAGAUGCAAUACUGCAGGCUUAUCUCCAGGGAGGGAGCUAAGAAGAUGUCUUCCAUCGUCCAGCAGGUGGAAUACAACUCCAGUGAUCCUCCGCGUUGGUUUGGCUAUGACUGUGAAGGCAAGUUUCUUGCAAAACAUCACAAUGUGGUUCCACAGAAGGAAGACCUGGAAUUGAUGGUGAGAGACUUAAAUAUUGGUAGUGAGGAAGAAACAAUAUAACCUUCAGCUUGACAUGAAAAAACGCACCAAAGGCUAGAACCUGGUAACGUUCCCUCAUUCAAUCACAUUUUUACUAGCUGGAUUCCAGAUAACUCACAGUGACCCUUCUGAUCCUAUUCCAAUUAUAAAUGUUUCUGAAUA
Messenger RNA from Ochotona princeps (American pika), 2626 nucleotides. It is a transcript of the gene FBXL13, whose product is annotated as F-box and leucine rich repeat protein 13. The transcript has 21 exons. Gene Ontology annotation, molecular function: protein binding. NCBI's taxonomy places the organism in Eukaryota, Metazoa, Chordata, Mammalia, Lagomorpha, Ochotonidae. Bases 5 to 2485 code for a protein of 826 amino acids. The record is from RefSeq and is a predicted model, not a curated record. Gene Ontology annotation, cellular component: SCF ubiquitin ligase complex. Gene Ontology annotation, biological process: SCF-dependent proteasomal ubiquitin-dependent protein catabolic process.